Messenger RNA from Ostreobium quekettii, 543 nucleotides. The record is from the annotation of a GenBank genome assembly. Lineage: Eukaryota; Viridiplantae; Chlorophyta; Ulvophyceae; Bryopsidales; Ostreobiaceae.
AUGGCGCAGGCCGUUGCGCACCCCCCCGUUCUGUGGGCGCAGCGACAGGACUGCCUGUACGUGACGAUCGACCUGCAGGACUGCCAGGCUCCCAAGGUGGACGUCCAAAACAAUGACACUGACAAGUUUGGCGUGCUCAAAUUCUCGGGGAGCGUCGCCGGGCCGGAGGGCGCCGAAAAGUAUGCUUUCGAGCUGGAGCUGUCGGGCGAGGUGAAGCCGGAGGAGACGAAGAUCAGCGCGACCCCCAGGCACGUCUUCGUGGUCAUCUUCAAGAAAGAGGCGGGCUACUGGGACCGGUUGCAAAGAAAAGCGGGAAAGCUGACAUACCUGAAGGUGGACUGGAACAAGUGGAUGGACGAGGACGACAUGGAGGACAGCAAGGACCCCUUCGACCUGAGCGCGAUCGAAAACUUCACGGGCAUGGACGGAAUGGGGGAGGGGGACGAGGACAGCGACGACGACGGCGAGGAGCCGCCGCCCCUGGAGGGCGCCAACGGCGCGGGGGAGUCCUCGGGAGGAAAGGAGGCGGAGGGCGGCAGCUGA